AAGGCUACUCCCUGUGUAAGAGAGCCGCUGGGCUGGUGGUAACAAAAUAACAAAAGCGUCGAAGGUUGCAAGAGUAACGGGGCUUCUUGCAACCCCCCCUCACCCCACCCUCCUCGGCUUCGCUCCCCGUUUUGGGCCCUUAUGCACGGCGGAGAGUCCGUUUUGGGUCCCGAUUCGUGGGAAGCCCACCGGGCGGAAGCGAAGCGCAAAAAGGAUCCGGAGCUCGCUUGUUGUUGAUCUGGAGGGAGAGGACUGGAAACCGCCUCCUGUGUCCCAUUUCCUCGCGCCCGCGCGUGUGUUGUGUUGCGUGUGUGUGUGUGCGAGAGAGAGAUUGUGUGUGGGGUUGCCCCCCACCCCCACCCCGCACCUUUGCUUCAGCCCUGGAUUCUCCAUGUUGGACCCGAUCUGAGGAGCAUCUACAUCUCUGCCUUUGCAAAGAGCUGACUCCUCGGCUUUGCAACUGAAGGAGGAACGGGGCGGACUCCCUUCUCCAUCGCGCCCAUUCCUUCUCUUGCUUCCUCUCCCCCCCCCCGUCCCCACUCCUCCUCCUCCUCCUCGGAUAUUUCCCUCCUCCGGACUAAAGGAUCCCCAGGGUCUGUGGGAUUGUUAGAUGGAAAGCCGGUCUAUCAUCACCCAAGUGCAGAGGGACGAAGCCUUGGUCUUUUCAAAACAAGUGUUGGUGUCCAAAUCCUCUCCGAAGAAGCCUCGUGGCCGGAGCAUCUUCAAGGCUCUUUUCUGUUGCCUUCGUGCACAGAAUGUGGGACAGACGGCCUUUGGCAACAAUCAUGGGCUGCAUAAGGAGGAGACAAACACCAUUGCCAAG
Molecule: messenger RNA, 823 nt
Organism: Thamnophis sirtalis
Lineage: Eukaryota; Metazoa; Chordata; Lepidosauria; Squamata; Natricidae
Source: RefSeq, a predicted model, not a curated record